This is a messenger RNA of Chironomus riparius, 2177 nucleotides long. Lineage: Eukaryota; Metazoa; Arthropoda; Insecta; Diptera; Chironomidae. The record is from the annotation of a GenBank genome assembly.
AUGUCAUCGCCCGGAUACAGCCUUAGAGGACCAAGUUAUUCAGUUAAUAUUCAACAAGAUGGAGACAGCACCAAUCCUGUAUAUAGAGGCUCUAGUGAAUUUAUGUUGGAUGAUCAGGAACCAAAAUCGACAACAGACCAAAUGAAAGAAAUUCCUUCAAAGAUAAAGAAGAAAACUCAAAAUGCAUUCAGAAAGAAAAAUAUCUACAAACGUAUUCCAAUCUUUAACUGGUUGCCAAAAUAUAGCAAAGAAGAUGCCAUUGGUGAUAUUAUAGCUGGAAUUACUGUUGGACUUACUGUCAUUCCACAAGCUCUUGCUUAUGCUGGUAUUGCACAUUUGCCUGCAGCUUAUGGUCUUUAUGGUUCCUUUCUUGGCUGUUUUGUCUACAUUUUUCUUGGUUCUUGUAAAGAAGUUCCAAUGGGACCUACUGCCAUUUUAAGUUUGGCAACUCAAGGAGUUUGGCAAAAGGCUGUGCUUCUCUGCUUCCUCACAGGUUGUAUUCAGUUACUGAUGGGAAUUUUCGGUCUCGGAUUUCUGAUUGACUUUGUGUCUGGUCCAGUAUCAAGUGGAUUCACAAGUGCUGUUGCUUUAAUCAUCCUUACAUCGCAGGUUAGAGAUAUUUUUGGAAUCGAUAGUUCUGGUGGUACUUUUGUGCAAAUGUGGAUAUCGAUUGCACAAAACUUACAUGCAAUUAGAAUUGGAGACACCAUUAUGGGAAUAAGCUGUAUUGUUAUCCUUUUGUUAAUGAGACUUCUUCCAAACAUCAAAAUCGGACCAAAGAAUGACGACGAGAAGAAUGCAUUUCAUAAAAUUGUUAACAAAACUUUAUGGCUCAUUGGAACUUCUCGUAAUGCGAUUGUUGUUAUUAUUGGUGGUGCUGUUGCUGCAUAUUUCUUCAACAGUGGACAAGAAGAUCUACUCAUCGUAAUUGGAGAAAUUCCAGCUGGGCUACCUUCUUUCCAAAUCCCACCAUUCUCAAUUCCUCCAGUAGUGGACGAAAUAACUGGCGAAAUUAUUGAGGAAGGAUUAAGCUUUUUAGACAUGUUUUUUGAUCUUGGGACUGGCCUAAUUGUUAUCCCAUUGAUUGCGCUUCUUGAGAACAUUUCAAUUUGUAAGGCAUUCGCUAAUGGAAAGACAGUUGAUGCCACACAAGAACUGAUUGCAAUCGGUACUGCAAAUAUUGCAAAUUCCUUCGUUCAAGCUUACCCAGGUACAGGAGCACUUUCUCGUGGCGCCAUUAAUAAUGCAUCCGGAGUAAGAACUCAAAUGGGGAACUUGUAUACAAGUAUUUUAGUCAUCCUGUCACUUCUAUUCUUCACACCAUACUUCUUUUUUAUACCAAAAGCCGGUCUUGCUGGAAUUGUAAUUGCUGCUGUGAUUUUCAUGGUUGAAUAUCACACUAUUAAGCCAAUGUGGCGCAGCAAGAAAACUGACCUUAUUCCUGGACUUGGAACAUUCAUCGCAUGUCUUGUGUUGCGAAUAGAAAUUGGAAUUCUAGUUGGAAUUGGAAUUAAUAUUAUAUUUAUUUUAUAUCAUGCAUCGAGACCAAAAAUUCACAUAGAAAAAGCUAUUACACCAAACAAAGGCAUCAAAUAUGUUCUCCUCACUCCCGACCGCUGUCUCAUUUUCCCAUCUGUUGAUUAUGUAAAAAAUUUGAUCAACAAACAGGGUUUGAGGACUCAAGUUCCAGUUGUUAUUGAUUGCACGCACAUCUAUGGAGCUGAUUUUACAGCUGCAAAGGUUGUCGAGAGUUUACUUAAAGACUUUAACUCAAGACAACAGCCAAUAAUAUUUUUUAACUUGAAGCCAUCAGUUUGUGGUGUCUUUGAAGGUGUCUCUCUUAAUUUAAAGCUUUAUUACGACUAUGAAGCUCUUGAAUUAGCCAUUGAGGAACUAAAUAUUAUUGGAACUCAAAAUGGUCAAAGCAAUGGUAGGAAUGAGACCCCUGAGUCUGCUUAAAAAUAUGUUUAUAGCUUAAUAAUGAUAAAAUAAGAUUAGAUAACAAUUUAGUAUUGCUGAGUAGGGAUUUCAAAUACAAAUAACAAAUAUUUGCGUUUUUGGGUUUUUCGUCACUAUUUUGAGAACCUCAAAUAAUUGAAAUCGCUAUUGCUGACAGUAUUAAAAAUAGAAAAGAUGAAUUUUCAAUAAAGUAAGGCAUUAAAAAGACUUAUUUCAAA